This is a messenger RNA of Frankliniella occidentalis (western flower thrips), 782 nucleotides long. RefSeq names its product gastrula zinc finger protein XlCGF49.1-like. NCBI's taxonomy places the organism in Eukaryota, Metazoa, Arthropoda, Insecta, Thysanoptera, Thripidae. The record is from RefSeq and is a predicted model, not a curated record. Bases 39 to 782 code for a protein of 247 amino acids. The transcript is spliced from 2 exons. Gene Ontology annotation, cellular component: nucleus. Gene Ontology annotation, biological process: regulation of transcription by RNA polymerase II. Gene Ontology annotation, molecular function: RNA polymerase II cis-regulatory region sequence-specific DNA binding; DNA-binding transcription factor activity, RNA polymerase II-specific.
GAAUUACACCGUGGCGGCGACUGCCUCUCGUCACAACCAUGCCAGUGAAAUGCAGCGUUUGCGGUCGGAGCUGCGCCUCACCAAGUCAACUUACCACUCACAUGAGGGUGCACACGGGCGAGAAGCCAUUCGACUGCACGGUGUGCCCCAAGAAGUUCACCACAAAUCAUAACCUUCGGACACAUUUCCGCACUCACACAGGAGAGAAGCCAUUCGAGUGCACGGUGUGCCAAAGGAAGUUCUCUCAGAGUGCACAUCUUCGGACACAUCUUCGUACUCACACAGGAGAAAAGCCAUUAUUCGAGUGCACAGUGUGCCACAAGACGUUCGCCGAAAAUCACGUCCUGCGGGUUCAUUUCCGCACUCACACAGGGGAGAAGCCAUUCGAGUGUACUGUGUGCCAAAAGAAGUUCUCUCAUAGUGGAAAUCUUCGGACACAUCUCCGUACCCACACAGGAGAAAAGCCAUUCGAGUGCACGGUGUGCCAAAAGAAGUUUUCUGACGAGAGCAGCCUGCUCAGACAUCUUCGUACCCACACAGGAGAGAAGCCAUUCGAGUGCACGGUGUGCCCCAAGAAGUUCACCACAAAUCAAAACCUUCGGACACAUUCCCGCACUCACACAUGGACUGUCCACAUCCCAACUGCACAGGUCAUGGUUACUGCACAUCUGAAGGAAUUUGUCUCUGCAAACGUGGUUGGAAGGGGGCUGAUUGUUCUGUUACUGACAGUGAUGCUCUUCAAUGCCUUCCAAACUGCUCCGGUCAUGGCUCUUUUGACUUAG